Molecule: messenger RNA, 1237 nt
Organism: Zea mays
Lineage: Eukaryota; Viridiplantae; Streptophyta; Magnoliopsida; Poales; Poaceae
Product: Amidohydrolase family
Exons: 8
Coding region: 98-973 (291 amino acids)
Source: RefSeq, marked predicted
GAAUUAGAAGGAUUCACUUGUCUUGUUUUUAUCUAUGACCUUAUUUGUACUCCUGGCAUACUGACACAAGUAUUGAUACCACUACAGAAAUCUAUAAAUGGGCUCACUCUAUGGAAAAAUGAUUUUGAGAGUAUGCUUAUUCUUCCCAAUGCCCACAUGGUCUCGUGUUUCCGAUCUUAUUAGUGAACAUGGUCGAUCGCUAAGUCAGUGGAUCCAUCUAGGUGGUGUUAAAGCUUUCCUUGAUGGGUCUCUGGGUUCUUCAAGCGCGUUGUUCCAUGAGCCUUAUGAGGGUGAUCCGGAUAAUUAUGGUCUCCAAAUGACAGAUUUAGACAGCCUACUUAAUAGAACACUAGAAUCUGACAAAUCUGGACUCCAGGUUGCCAUACAUGCAAUUGGGGAUAAAGCUAAUGACAUACUACUGGAUAUGGUUGACAAGAUUGUUGAUUUAAAUGGAGCGAAGGACCGUAGAUUCCGGAUCGAACAUGCCCAACAUCUGGCUCCAGGUGCAGCAAACCGCUUUGGCAAGCAUGGUACCAUUGCAUCCGUGCAGCCAGAUCAUCUACUAGAUGAUGCCGACCAUGCUUGGAGCAAGAUUGGGGUGGAAAGGUCUGAGCGAAGCUCCUACACAUUUCGAUCACUGUUAGAUGGCGGUGCGCAGCUAGCUUUUGGUUCUGACUGGCCUAUUUCAGACAUCAACCCCUUGCAAGCUAUCCGAUCCGCAGUGUUCCGCAAGCCUCCUGGAUGGGAGGUCCCCUGGAUCCCUGCGGAGCGCUUGACCCUGGAUGAAUCACUGAAAGCGCACACGAUGUCUGCUGCCUACGCCUGCUUCCUGGACCACGCCGUGGGCAGCCUUUCUGAAGGGAAAUACGCCGAUUUUGUGGUGGUACCUUCUACAUCGUGGGACGAAUUCUCCAGCGAUUUGCCGGGGCAUGUCCUGGCGACGUACGUGAGCGGCAGGCAAGCUUAUCCAUGACAGAUAGCAGUUGUGUAAGUGUUGGAGACCAAAAAGAGCAGCGCGGACAGUCCGGCCCUGAGGCCGGAAGGCCGGACGAUCCGCGGUCCGGACAGUCCGCGGUGAUGGCGCGGACGGUCUGCGCGUGCGCAGAGUCAGUUAGGAUUUCUAGUUUCUCGCGGGAUUUGUUACCUAAAACCGCGGGAUUAACUCGGAAAUCUGUUGGAAGCGGAUCCAGACCUCCCCUUUAUAUCGAUGAAGGGCUACGGCCGAUUGAACUCCCCA